This is a messenger RNA of Brugia malayi, 204 nucleotides long. RefSeq lists its product as uncharacterized. Bases 1 to 204 code for a protein of 67 amino acids. NCBI's taxonomy places the organism in Eukaryota, Metazoa, Nematoda, Chromadorea, Rhabditida, Onchocercidae. The transcript is spliced from 2 exons. The record is from RefSeq and is a predicted model, not a curated record.
AUGGCCAUGGAUUAUGUAUGGUCCUGGACCGAUUAUGUCUUUUAUGGGAUGUGUUCAUGUGGCUCAUCAGCAGUCACCUUUGACCCUGUCAACAAAUUACAAAUGGACUCGUUACCUCAUCUAACAAGUUACAGGUUUGUAAUUAUUGCUAAUUACAGGUUUGUAAUUAUUGUUAACAAACAUUCAUUACAUAAUCGUAUGUGA